AGAGUUGUGUUUGUGUUUUUAAGGAAAAUGCCGUUCAAAUUGAGAUUAAAGAAGAGCAGACAGUACAAUGUGGUGUCUAAAUCACUGUUUGUAAUCUGUGUGGAGUUGCUGGACAGCACAUCCAUAGAAUGUACUCUGUCUGCAGAGAGUGUUGGAAGGGAAUGUUUGGACAAUGUCUGUCAGAGACUUGGUCUUCAACAGCCAGAGUUCUUUGGCCUGAGAUACAUUUCUCGCAGCGGUUCUCCUCGAUGGGUGGAACUGGGACGUCCCCUGAAACGACAACUGGACAAGUACGCUCGAGAGUUCAACCUUUACCUGAGAGUCAUGUAUUAUGUCACAGGAAUCAGCUUGCUAAAUGAUGAAAUGACUAGGUAUCAUUACUUUCUACAACUGAAAAAUGAUGUAAUAGAAGGACGCAUGAGCUGUGAUCCUAAACAAGCAGUUCUGCUGGCAAGUUAUAGCAUGCAAGCCGAAUUUGGAAAUUAUGAUGCAGAAAGGCAUACUGCAGAGUACUUGAAGGAUUUUGCCUUGUUUCCUAAACAUCUGACACAACAAGGCCAGUUGGAGAGUCUGACAGAAGCAGUGAUACUGCAGCACUCAGCACUGGCAGGCCUUGCUCAAGGUACAGCUGAAGAAUACUACAUCUUGGCAGCUCAGCAACUGGAUGGCUAUGGGCAGGAGACUUUCCUUGCUAAGGAUGAAAGUGGCAAUGAAGUCGUUAUCGGAGUUUCUUUGACAGGCAUCGUUGUGGCCUCCGAACAUAACCAUACUUCAAAGUUCUACAGGUGGAAAGACAUAACAAAUGUGAUAAAUCACAAGAGACACUUUGGCAUGGAAUGUCAGAACCCUGAGGAUACGACUCAGUUCCAGCUGACAGAUGUGGAGUCUGCCAAGUAUGUGUGGCGAAUGUGUGUGCACCAGCACACUUUUUUCAUGCAGAAUGAGCAGGCGUCAGAGACAGGAAGUAACGCUCAACUAGUUCACAGCCUUUUCACCCAAACAUCUACAGAGCAGGAUACACAGGUGGGCAGCAGUCGGGAGGAGUUGGAUAGUCGGGAAGUGGGAGGGGGAGGAAGUGGUGGAUGGGAGCGAGGGGAGAUGGUGGGAGGAUGGGAGCGCGAGGUUCAGCGUGCUCAGUCCACGUCUUGUCUCGACUUGGCAGCCUCUCACGACAUCGAUAAGCUUAGGGCCAUGUUACCAUCAUACCGACCAGCGCCAGACUACGAGACUGCCAUGCAGCAAAAGUACCGAGGUCAAGGAGCAUUGUUAUACGGUAGCCAGCCUGAGAUACACCAGACACACCUACAUGAGGGAGUGCGAUCAUAUGGGAAUGCAUACAAACAUUAUCCUGAUGUAGCAAGAGUGGACAGGGUGUACAUCGACACUGCUCACUCAGAAGAAUCUCAACACCCUGUCUCAGGACUCCAUUCUUACGGCCGAGCUCAAAUUCAGGAGGUGAAUAACCCAGGCCUACAAUUGGUACACCUGUACAAACCACCGCCACCUUACCCCAUCAACAGACACAGCAGUAACAGCACACCCGACUUGGCCAGUCAGAACCUUAGUCAGCCCACUCAUACGUUCAUUGGCACCCAGGUGAGUGGGUCAAGUCCUGACUUGGUCUGUUCCCGAGUGGUGGGACAACCUCCUCCACACCCACAUCACUAUGAGGCUCACAGAACCUACACUAACCUGGCAGCGAUACUAGCUAAUGAUCAGCAGCAGCACAUGGAAGAGCUACACAACAUGUUCGAUGACCGCAACAUUGUGUAUUACAUGAGUAGAGGAGGAGCUCUAUUACCACAACCAGCCAACCAAACCUUGCCCUUCAACAACAACACUCAGUUUACCUCUCCACCCCAGGGUGUUGGAAAUGAACCUAUAUAUGAGAAUGUCCCAUUGCCAUGGGCCCAGGAAGGGGCUGAGCCUCGCAGUCGAACCAGCAGCAUCCAAUCAGCUCCGGAAAUGACCAGAGCCAACCCCACAUCUUCCCCUGCCACUUCCACUCUCCCACCCAAGGCACCUGUCACCGACAGUACUGACUCGUCGAUGUCACUACGCAGCAGUGACAGCUCUAGUCCACUGGGUAAGCAGGCCCCGGGCAAGAAUCGCCGUAAGUGGGGGGGUCUGCUGGGCACCAGCAAGCCCAAGGUGAGCCUGAGUCGAUCUGAGGAUGUGGGACCUCGGCUACCGCUACCUCCCACCAUUUCCAAGGAGACUAUGUGCCAACUCUUAGAAAGGAAGUUAGUUGACAGCCAGCUGUUCUUUGAAUUUGAAAAAAUACCAAAACAAAAGUCAAAUGCUGAUUUUAGUACAGCACUUCAUGCAGACAACGCUAGUCGAAAUAGGUUUAAAGAUAUUCUUCCAUAUGAAGAGAACAGAGUUAGAUUGUCACCUUCAAAGGAGAAUAAGACUGGUUACAUAAACGCUUCUCAAAUUACAGCCACGGUGGGAUCACAUCAAAGAUUCUACAUCACAGCCCAGAGCCCAUUAGCAGCCACAGUGGGAUGCUUCUGGCGGAUGGUGUGGGAAGCGGACGUGUAUCUGGUGAUAGCGCUUCUCGAUGACCCCAACUCACUCACCCCUUACUGUCCUGCCUCCACCGACCGCUGCCUGCAGUUUGGUGAGUUUGAGGUUUACCGCCAGCUAUCACAAGAGACAGGUCACUGCGUAACCAGCAAACUGCGGCUCUACCACUCACCUUCCCGUCGCUCCCGAGGUGUCUGGCACCUUCAGUACUCAGAGUGGGGUGACCAGGGCUGCCCUAACACUGUAUCACACUUUCUUGGAUUUCUGGAAGAAGUGAGUUCUGUGCGACAACACACGGUAACAGAAAUCCCAGCCGGACACAACCGCAACCCUCCAGUGCUGGUCCACUGUUCCACUGGAAUUGGACCGUCAGCUGUCACCAUCCUCAGUGACCUCCUCCUCUACUCUCUCGACCACAAUCAGGAAGUAGAUAUCCCACGUGUAGUCUCCUUACUACGUCAUCAGCGCACAAUGAUGGUUCAGUCCGUAGCUCAGUACAGGUUUGUCCACACGUUGCUCAUCUAUUACCUCAAGAACUCCAGAUUGAUCUAAUCUGGCCUGUCCAGACUUCACCUAGUCUUCCAUCCUAUGGCUGUGUAAAGGCACUUGACGCCUUAUCAUACCAAACGUCUCCGAGCAGUGACUCACAGCAUUUAUAGUAUUAUAGUUCAAGACCAAAACAAACAAUACGUGUUUAGUGCCUUCAGUUCUGUUAUUAUAACUGUUAUUAAUUAUAUUUAAAGACUGAAGGGUGUCUUCUAAUUGUUACUAAUUUAUACUGUAGCUGUAAUUUCAAUCAUAUUAUUGUAUUUUAACUUGUCACAAAAGCGCCUUAAUAUCAUAUAUCUUAUUCACCUAUUUAAUAUUGUUAAUUGUCUUAGGAAUUUCUAAAAUCAUCCUUAUACUAAAAAAAUGUUUCAAGCUUUGUUUACAUCUGCGUAAAUAUUGUUUGUAAUUACAGUACAUAUUUUUGUAAUAAGUUAAUGGAGUGUAUAUAUAAUAUUUAUUACAAUUGCAUGAAUCAGAUUGAAUGAUCAUUAUAAGAACAUAUUGUGAUCAUCACUUCCAAGAAUUUGCUAGACAUUGAUAUAUUUUAUUUAAAAAAAGGAAAUGGCAUUCAUUUUAAACUAUUAUUAUUAUUUACACAUUUCCUUUGUCAUUUGACUAUUUUAGGAUACCACCAAUAAUGUAUUUAUAAAUAAUUGUCAGUAAUUCUACUUUCUUCUGUUGUUUUCUCCAUUUUUGAUGGCAAUAAGGCAAUUGGAAAAUUUUAUAAAAUUUUAAGUUUAAAUUAGUAUUGUCAAAAAAAUUAAAUUGUUUGACUUUAUGUCUCCGAAUAUUGAUACAAUCAUCAAAACAUAUUGAUUUUUUUACUAAAUUUGUUGUUUAUGCAAUUGAGUUCUUAUGAACUAUAAAAUUACUGUUUCAGGCACUACAUUUUAUUAACUGAAUUACUAAUAAAAUUAAAUUAACAUUUAAAACUAAUUCUAAAUUAUUGUUUUAGAGUUCAGUGAAUCAAUCUCAUCACCAUAUAUUAACUACUAAAUACUUGGUAUUCAAACAGUGGAUUUCAACUUUACACAAACAGGAUAUUAAAAACAAAUGGUAUAAAAUAUCUAAUAAAGGACCCAGCGUAAAUCGCUUGAUGUCAUAUAUAUGUAUAUACCAGUAAUAAAUAUAUAAUAAUAUAUAUAUAUAUAUAUAUAUAUAUUAUAUAUAUAUAUAUAUAUAUAUAUAUUGCACAGAUUCAUUAAAAAUUAAUAGUGGUCUGUUGAGUGAUGCAAAAGUUUUUACAUUUUAUUAUGUUGCAAAGCAAUGCUAUGAAGUACUUUUUCAAAACGGGAACUUCAGAAACCAGCUGUAUCUGAUGUGAUGUUAUUUUCUGAUAACAAUGCUGCAAGCACGUUCUCACAGCAGGAACUUCAAAAUCUGCUUUUCAGCUGUGAUUGAUGUAAUGUUAUUUUUUACAAUUCUGUAUAGCAAUGCUGCAAGUACUUUUUCAUACCAGGAAACAUAUAGCUCUGAGUCCCAGGAUAACUACUUUCCAGAGGUUUUUUUUUAUUACUUCUACAUCGAAGUUCAAUCUCCUAGUUACAUUCUAUUUUCAUGUCCUUCAAGGAAAUUUCCUUAGGUCUUUAUUUCACCUCCUUUUCACUGUCAUAUAUUUCCUUUCUAAGGAGAAGUUUGUGAAAUCACCAAUUGGAAUUAUACAACGUGUGUGGUACAUAGGGGUCGUAAGUGUCACAUACAUAACAGCAAUAUAUAGUCUCUAAUUAUUACAAAUAAUCAUUUUUCGUCUUUGUAUGCUUGCAAUACAACACUUAAAGCUGCUUAAUAGAGAUGUAUAUUAUUUGAAUUAAGAAAUUUAAAAGAUUAUUGGAGAACAAAAUGUAGAGAACUUUUAAUGAAAAAGGUUUAACGUAUUCACUGCGAGAAAUGUGGCAACGUACAGAUAUAAAAUGCGGUGAUAUCCAAAGAGCUAAUUGAAGAUGGCCAGAAACCCUUGUUGACUGGAUGACGUUACUUUUGGGGCUGGAAUUCCAGCCACCAACACUGGUAAGGGUCCUUACUCAAAAGCUGGUUUUUCAGAACCCAUCCCCAUUGGCACUCGCAAAUAGAUUAAUGUUUAUUUUUUAACAUUUAUUUAAAAUUUUACCCUCUCCCUCUCCAACACAAUAUCCACUCUCGUAUAAUACUCAAAAAUGUAAUCAUCAGAUCUGUCUGAAAUUGAAAUGGAUUCUUCCCUGUCAGAUAACAAGUGUUCAAUGAGUUCAAUAUCCUCCUCCUUUUGACUUCAGUUACUUAUGCAAAGUCACGUUACAGCAAACAAAACACACAGCAGUGAAAAUGAACUAAGAUGGCGAUCCGAGAAUGCUUUGUGCAAAAAGAAACAAUGCACUAAAUGGAAUAAACAGUACAACCUUCUCCAUCAAUUAUUGUGCACACACUGAGGCAAUAAAUAAGUCAGGGUGAACCAGGACCUGGAUUUCCAGCAGGUCGCAAAGUGCAUUAGAAUUGUAGGGUUUGUAAUAAUUCCAGUCUCCUACACCGAAUAUGUUAAAAGAAUUAAAUAUUAAAUUACAAUGUUACACGAUUUUUCACAACUUUGAUUCAUUCUACAUAGACUAAAGUCUUUGGCUAGUACACAUUUUUACAACUAUAAUAAUCUUUUUUAUACAAAUAAAUUAAUUUGUGUAAAAAUAACUUUUAUAUUACCAAUUUGCCAGUGAAAACAACGGGAGAAAGUCUUGAGUUGUAGAUUGUUAAUGUAGUCAGGCUACUCUUUUUAUAAAAAUAGUUGAUCAUUGCCUGUGAAAUAUAAAAUUAUAAGAUGCCUUAGAAUAUGUGCCUGCAUAUAUGAGUUAACCUAAUAAAUUUUAUAUAUCAGUAAUGUCAUUUUCAAAUAAGAAAUAUAUAAUAACAUCCUUUAAAAUGUAUAUCUGUGGGAUAAUUCCUGUUUUGAUUAUAAAACAAAAUGACAAUUAAAAAAAUAUCAGUGGGCACUGUGACAAGAAAAGAGAAAUUCUAGACGUCAACUAAUGAUAGUUCAGUAUUUUUAAUUCAGUACUCAUGGCAAAACUAUAACAGACAUUUGUAAUAGUAUGCGUCUUAAUUUUAGAGUAUUUUUUUUAUAAUUUUAAUACCAAAAAGGAAUAUCAAAAUUAUUACCUGAGUAGGUAAUUUAUCACCUAAUUUAUCAUUUAAUUAUAUUAGAUGUCUUAUUGAUAAUUUUUAUAUAUUGUAAUAUUUUUUGUGCUCAUUUUGGUUUGAUAAUUAGGUUUCAAAAGUAUAGUUUUAAGCUACUUUUGAGUUAUAUCCUCAAUUAGAAUAUUUUGAGUGUGUAUUAAUAUUUUAGAAAGUUUUAAAGUAAGUAACCCAUGACUGAAAUGCAAUCUAAACCAUAUAUAUUAUACAUGACAUCUAAAAUUAACAAUUACAAGAUUUAUCUUUAUAAUUUUAUUAAAGAAAUGUGUUAUAAAUAUACCAAAUUGAUUUUAUGAAGAAUGAUACCAAAAAGUUUCUGAUUUUUGAAAACAUUUGUAUAAGUAUAACAUGUAGAGUUGCAAAUACAUUCUCUUAAUAGGUAAUUAUAUAGUCAGAAAAAAUCUAAUAUAUGUUUCUAUACUUCUCUAUGCAAACGCUACUUGAUCAGUCGAGCACUGACAUCUGGAAUGGUUUAUCAUCAACACUAAAAAAUAUACUUGAUAAGCUAUACCAGUGUUAUUUUUCUGUUAGGAAUCAGACAGGCCUAAAUUCUUUUGCUAUGCCAAUUUCACAGUUCACUUAUUUCAACAGUACAGCAUUAUAACCUGUGAAAGCUUAUAGGCAAGCCAUUGCAGUUCAGUGUGUCAUCACGUUUAAUAUUGUUGUAGUAUUAACUGUUGAGUGUGCCAAAGGGUAGCAACAUGAGAGCACACUUUUUCUGCUUGGUCCCAAGAUGAGGGAGCACAGCAUUUGUCAUGUCUAUCACCAAGAAUUAAUGUUUAUUGUGACAUCUGGCAGAGCUUUGACAUUUUUCUCUGUUGUCACUAUACAAAUCCUCAAUCUGUAUGUUGAUGGUGAUCUAGCACUAAUGCGUACAUCUAUGUUACAUAUAAAAUAUACACUCCUGUUACUAGCAAAAUACACACUUGGGUGCGGUCGUCAUAAUUCAUGGCAUUUCACGGGCACUUGCGAAAGUAUUAAUACAGAGUUCAGUGACUUUAAUACUGAGUUGCUCUCAACUCAAUUAUAUUUGUCUGUCAAACAUUUCUAAUCUAGCGUAUUGUCUUUGAAAUAUAAUCGUUUUAAAGCUUAUAUGCCUAGAUAAAACUGUGCUUAAAAGUAAACAAUUUGGUGCUGAAUGUAUAUUGCCAUUGCUUUCAUUUUAAACAUUGAUUAGGUUUUUAUAAAGAUCUACUUAGAAUUUAGCAUAGUUUAUGUAUAUCAUUAAAAUCUAACUUUACAAGUCUAUUACAAAAUAGAAUGAGUUUCAGAAUAUCAAGAUUGUUAAAGUUAAGGUAAUUCAUUGAUUGUUAUUAUUAAAUAUUAGGUUGUUACAAAAGUUCUCAGGGUUUAAUAAAUAAAGUUCAAAAUGGUAUAUCUUCAGUAAUACUGAUUCGAUUUAACUAAAAUAAGCAUCGUCAGAAUCACCACAGUUUUACCAAUGUUUUAGAAGCCAAUCAAUUCAGCCAGUGGAAAUAUUUGGUGCUCAGAAUUUGAUGUAGUAUACGAAAUUUGUUUUUGCCUUGUCUCAAUUAGUGAAAGUUCUACCAGUGAGAAAGUUAGAGUGCUUGAAAAGGUGAAAGUCGGUUAGCUAGAGGUCUGGGGAGUAUGAUGGGUGAGGCAGAACUUCGACCUUUCAAUUGGUUUAACUUUUGGACAGUGAUUUGUGGAUACAGACAAUGUCGUGAAGCAAUAUUGGACCUCUUCUCUUGACGCAAUUUUCGAUAAAUUUCGUUAAUUUCCAUCACAUAAAAACUCCGCUGUGAUUGUUGGCCAGGUUACAAAAAUUGUAGUGGAUCACGUCAGUUGCGUACAUGGAUAAUGUAAUCAUAGUCUUCUUUUGUUGUGUUUUCACCUUUGGUAAGUGCCUGAGGGGUACAGUAACACAAAACCCUGAGAACUUCCAUGCCAAUCUAAUAAAACUUAUAUUACUCAUAUAACAUUGUAGGUACCGCGCAAAACCCACUGGGAGCUCUUGUGCAAUAAAAUUCAACAGUAAUAAUUCUGUGUGAUUCAUUUUAAGUAAUUUUACUAGUUUAGAUUCUUACAGAUAAUCUGUGGAAAUAUUUUAAUGGUAUUUUAACUGUCACUAUUUUACCAAUGUUCAUGUUUUAAUUAAUUUGAUUUUGCUAUGUCUAAAAGUAGUGAAGUUUAAUUUUCUUUGGUUGUGUUCUUUUUCUGAUCUCAUAUUAUUGUAAUUGUUAUUUGUACUUAAUUGGUAAUUUAUUGGUUUUUAUUUUGAUUAUGUAUAAUAAUACUCUCUAAUGUACUUGAUAUUAUGAUGGCUGCUUGAUAUUGUUUUAUUAUUAUUUUUUAAUGUUGUUAGAAAAUUGUGUAAUUUUUGUUAUUUGUGUAUUAGUUUUAUUUGCUUUUUGUAAAUUGUGUAUUUUGUGUAAAAGUCUUAACGUAACCAAAAUUAUUGUUUAAUAAAUAAAAGUUUUGCAGCCUGAAUAGUAGUAAUUAUUUGUUUUGUCUGUAAUAUUCUUAAACAUGAUUAACAAGAGCCUUAACUCUUUGAUGGUCAGAAAACCUAGUAUAGUAAAAAUACUAGUAAUUUUGUUUUAACCUUAGAGGUAAUGUUUCUUAUUUUUCCAUAAUGCUAGUUACACCCUUGAGUAAU
Homalodisca vitripennis (glassy-winged sharpshooter) is the source of this 8854-nucleotide messenger RNA. RefSeq names its product tyrosine-protein phosphatase non-receptor type 21 (gene Pez). NCBI's taxonomy places the organism in Eukaryota, Metazoa, Arthropoda, Insecta, Hemiptera, Cicadellidae. The record is from RefSeq and is a predicted model, not a curated record. The coding region runs from base 28 to 3081 and encodes 1017 amino acids. Gene Ontology annotation, biological process: protein dephosphorylation. The transcript has 22 exons. Gene Ontology annotation, cellular component: cytoskeleton. Gene Ontology annotation, molecular function: protein tyrosine phosphatase activity; cytoskeletal protein binding.